Danio rerio (zebrafish) is the source of this 2320-nucleotide messenger RNA. NCBI's taxonomy places the organism in Eukaryota, Metazoa, Chordata, Actinopteri, Cypriniformes, Danionidae. The record is from RefSeq and is a predicted model, not a curated record.
UUCACCCGCAGAAAGAGACGCUGCGUCGCUUUCAAACCGCCGCGGUUUGUUUUGGUUUUGACGCGCUCGGCUGGGAGGGAGGAUUUGAUUAUUUAUCGGUCUCUAGAGUAGAAACCACGACAACAUCCAUAACAAAACAGGCUUCGUGAUGCUGGAACCGGCACAGAGCCGCCGGCGAGGCGCUCAGGAUUUUGAAGGCUACUAUGAUCAUCUGUGUGCGGCUCAGGGUUCAGCUCCUGUCCGAGCGGUGAAAGCCUGCCUGAGUCGAGGAGUGCUAGAGUUUAACCCGGAUCAGCUCAGCCUGGCAGACUGGACUCCUGUACUGUCAGCCCUGGCCAUCAACAAACACCUCCAUCAGGUCUCCAUCAGGAGCUGCCACCUCCUCAGCACCGGAGCACAGAAUGUUUACAGGCCUCAUAAUAAGAAGAAAACCCCUGCGAUUCAUUCCAAGACUGUGAGUCUUCAGUUGUGUAAGGCUGUGCAGAAGUGUCUGUGUGAGUCCAGCAGUCUGAGAACGCUUCAGCUGCACGCUCUGCCGUUGAGAGAGAGAGAUCUCACGGCGCUCACAAAGGGUUUAGCUAAGAGUGUGUCAUUGGAGCAUCUUUCUUUAGCACACUGUCCAAUCGGAGAUCAAGGUUUGGAAGUCAUUUGUCAGAGUGUGAAAUAUUCAUCAACAAUUAAAGGAGUGGAUUUCACUUCCUGUAAUAUUACCUGGCAAGGAGCAGAACACAUGGCGAACAUCAUAAAGCACCAGGCGAUGCGGCGUCACAGUACAGCUUGGGUGGAGACUCUGCGCUACAGGAGGGCGGAGUUUGAAGCCAUGAACGGACUGCGCAGAAUCACUCUUAAUGACAACAUUCUCAUUGGAGACCGAGGGGUUUCGGCUCUUGCUCGGGAACUCACAGAAGACCUGUGGGUCAAAGCAGUAGACCUGCAGCGCUGUGGAAUUUCUAAUGACGGAGCUCAAGUUCUAGAGCAGAUGCUGCAGUCCAAUUCAACUCUAUGUGUGCUUGACAUCAGGAGAAACCCACUGAUUGAUAACAACGUGGUAAAAGCUGUGCUUAAAAAAGUCCUCAUGAACACGAAAAACCUCGACUCACAGUAUCUUUGGCUUAAGCCUCCAUCUCCUAAAGACAGUGCUGAUCAGUCACGGCAGUUUCGGAGGAAGAACGCAGGAAAAGCUACGUAUCGAAUUGGAUCUCGCAGAUCGUCUUCUGUAAUUUCAGUAUUUAGGCCUCCUCGGCCCGGGUCAACGGGAUACAUCCCAUGGCGCACUGCUGCACGUGCCGACUUACAAAGAGGUGCAUCGCGGGCUGAUGGAAGAACAGACCAGAGUUUUCAAAAUGCCACCUCUGUGCAGGUGACUGUAGAGACGGAGUCAGAAUCUGAAGACGUGGAAGCUAAAGAUGUAGAGAGUCCUCUGGAGAAAAUCACAAGCUACCAGUUUAGGCGACUACAGACUGAGAACAACCGACUAAAGGUGGAGCUGGAAGAGUGUCGGCUGAGGCUGGCAGAGGAGCGAAACACCAGACUGAAGGCCAACUCUCGCCUGGUGGAGCUGGAGCUGGAGAACGAGCGUCUGCGCACUAUGAAUCAGUCUCUAUCUGAAGCCCACAUUAGCUCCUCUGUGCUGGAAGAUGAACGUGUGCUGGAAAGCAUCGAGUCCUCCUUCCACAAAUUCCACGCUUUUCUAGACCUGCUGAAAGACGCCGGAUUGGGUCAGUUUGCGUCUAUGGCUGGAAUUGAGCAGUCAGACUUUGGUGUUGUGGGUCGUCCUCAGCUCUCCUCAACAGAGAGGACACACACUGGCCCAGCGAGACAUGAGGACAGGAGGAACAGUUCAGCUCCUGUUGACGUCCCUCAUCCUGAAUCAGGAACUCGUCCAGAACCUCCUGCUGACACUGAAGAUCUCCCUCAGCCUCGUCCCCAUCAGGAGGAGCUUCUGCAUCCAGUAAUCUCGAGUAGAUCCUCUCCAGCUUUACAGGAGCUGGAUCUGAGGGCUGGAUCUGGCUCUGGAGGAUCCGUCAGCAGCGUCAGUCUCCAGUCCAGAGGCUCUCCGUCCUCCAGAUCUGUGUACUCUAGAGCCUCCAGUGUGUCUCGCUCUGGUUCAGACAGACCGAGUGCGUCUGGAAGCCAGAGAAACACUGCUGGAUUAAUCGGGUUUUGAGGUAGUUUAGCUUCAGAGAUCUUAAUUAAAAAAGGGAUAGUUCACCCCAAAAAUAAAUUCUCUCAUCAUUUUCUCAUCAUACACUUGUUCUAAACCUGAUUGGGUGUCUUUCUUCUGUUGAACACAAAUUUUUAUUUAUUUAUUUAUUUCACA